UUAAAAAACGCACACCGACUCUGAAGCGAAAAGGUCGGUCCACAGACGGCGAUAGUAGCCCACCUGCCAGCGAGACAGUGCAAUCAGCUUGUAGUAGCCGUAGCGUUGCAAACGAAACCGCGAACGAAAUGAGUCUCCUGGAGGCCAGUGUACUGAUUAACGACGACAGUGGCGAGGUGCGUGAGAACGAGCUGUUGCUGGAAGAGGACGACGAAAACGAUGUGACGAAGGAUCUGAACUUUAGCCGCAUGUCACCGUCGCUGUUCCCGGUUUCACCGAAAAAACCGUGUCCAACAGGUGAUGAUGGCGUGAAUGUUACUGCUACACCACUUCCGAGUCCUUCCCGACCUGAUCUAUUGGCGGAAAAGCUAGGAGCAAACUCUGUCCCCAGUGCCGUCAGUGAGUUUUAUAACAGGGCAUCUCCCGAGCCAUCGGCUGGCGACAUUUCGACAUGGGCUACUUCUUUCGAAAUGACGACUCCUGCUAUAGCCAAAGGACCUGGUUGUUGCACGGCACCGGGACAGGAUUGUCGGACGCAUCGGCAAACGAUAGCCUUCGCUAUCCAGGAGCUUAAUGCGAUGACGGACGAAAUGCUGCAGUUCAUCCAGGGUUUCGAAACAAAGCACCCGUCGUGCAAGGAUCCAAGCAAGUUGUGAACUUCAGGGACGCUGAUUAGCGCUUCGAAUCAGU
This is a messenger RNA of Anopheles aquasalis, 690 nucleotides long. RefSeq lists its product as uncharacterized. NCBI's taxonomy places the organism in Eukaryota, Metazoa, Arthropoda, Insecta, Diptera, Culicidae. The record is from RefSeq and is a predicted model, not a curated record.